AACACUAAAAAAUAUUCCAUAAUGGCGUUUAAAGUAACCUGUUUACCCUCUUUGUCGCUCUUAUUCUUCCUUUUCUUCUUCUCUCGUACCAUGGGUAAUAUUGGUAAUCCCACCAAAUUAUCCUCCAUUGAGUCCAUCAAACAACUCAAAGGUUGUUGUGAUAAGGGUAGYAAAGCACAAGGCCUCCAUCAACUUAAACUAUACCUUGCCCGUUUCGGUUACCUAAAUUACCAACAUACCCCUGAACACACCAACGCCGAAGACGACAAAUUCGAUGAUGAACUGGAGGCUGCCCUGAAAAGUUACCAAAAAUAUUACCGUCUAAAUGCAACAGGGACACUAGAUGAGGCCACAGUUUCACAAAUGAUUGUUCCUCGUUGUGGAGUACCAGAUAAAGAAAUUCACCACCAUGGAUCGAAAUCGUUACCUACUGUUUCUUUUUAUCGAUUCUUCCCAAAUAACCCUCGAUGGCCCCCCAGUAAAACCCAACUCACCUACGCGUUCGCAUCCGACUAUCCAAACAAUCAUGUACCUCCAGUUGUUCGUGCCUUCAGCCAAUGGUCGACUGCUAUCAGUUACUUUACAUUUUCGCGAGUCAAUGAUUUUAGGAAUGCAGAUUUGAAGGUGAGUUUUAAAAGAGGAAAUCAUGGAGAUGGGUAUGAUUUUGAUGGGGCUGGUGGUGUAUUGGCGCAUGCUUUUGCGCCAACUGAUGGAAGGGUUGAUUAUGAUGCAGAUGAGAAAUGGUCAGAUGGACCAGGAGCGGUUCCGAAUGCUAUGGAUUUUGAGACGGUAGCGGUUCAUGAAAUCGGGCAUCUGCUUGGGUUGGGGCAUAGUGAUGAUCCGAAUGCCUCAAUGUUUCCUACCGUCUCUUUUGGAGUUCAAAAGGGUUUGAAUUCAGAUGAUAUCCAAGGCAUCAAAGUUCUUUAUGGACUUAAUUAAUUWUAUAUGUGGUCGUUAUGUAUGUAUGCAUGCAUGCCUCUAUGUUGUGAGUCUUUGAUCAUGACAAUAUGUACAAAAAGGGUAAAUGGAAUAAAAAUGUAAUCUUUAAUAUGA
Messenger RNA from Cynara cardunculus var. scolymus (artichoke), 1053 nucleotides. Its product is annotated as metalloendoproteinase 1-like. Gene Ontology annotation, molecular function: metalloendopeptidase activity; zinc ion binding. Lineage: Eukaryota; Viridiplantae; Streptophyta; Magnoliopsida; Asterales; Asteraceae. Gene Ontology annotation, cellular component: extracellular matrix. The transcript has a single exon. Gene Ontology annotation, biological process: extracellular matrix organization; proteolysis; collagen catabolic process. Bases 22 to 939 code for a protein of 305 amino acids. The record is from RefSeq and is a predicted model, not a curated record.